CUUUUCGAGGCCCCAAUUUUACCGCCAAUGAGACUUCCACGGUGGGAGUUCCACCCGGCGCAUUGGAGGAAAUAAGCUGAUCACAGCCGGAUGUCUCGGCCUUCUCAGCCCUAAUCAACUACAGCGGUUUCAGUGAGAGUGCAGUGUCCACUCCGGCAUUCUAUAUGGACUUCUCUGUAUAUAAAAGGCGGUUCCUUCCCACCAGAAGAACACCAGGAGCCCAACGAUCACCAAUUAGCACCCAUCUCUUCUAAGUUAACUCUUGCCGGCCAAGAUGUACAAGCUUCUCGGUUCUUUUGCUGUCGCCUCUCUGGCAUCUGGCGCCAUUGCGUCGCCGGCCGACCCUGCCAUCACUGCCUCGCCGUCUCUGAACAAGCGGGCUGAUUCUUGCACCUUCUCUGGCGAGGAUGGUGCUGCCUCUGCCAGUGCCUCUCAGGCAUCCUGUGCUACCAUUACCUUGUCCGACGUCGCAGUCCCCUCUGGCACUACUCUUGACCUGAGUGACCUGGAAGACGACACCACUGUCGUCUUCGAGGGCACCACCACCUGGGGCUACAAGGAAUGGGAAGGCCCCCUCCUCCAAAUCAAGGGCAACGGCAUCACCAUCAAGGGAGCCUCCGGUGCGAAGCUGAACCCCGACGGUGCCCGCUGGUGGGACUCUGAGGGCAGCAACGGCGGCAAGACGAAGCCCAAGUUCUUCGCCGCGCACUCGCUGUCCGACUCGAGCAUCACGGACUUGUACAUCGAGAACACGCCCGUCCAGGCCGUCAGCAUCAACGGCUGCGAUGGACUCACUAUCACCGAUAUGACCAUUGACAACUCCGCCGGUGACAGCGACGGCGGCCACAACACUGAUGGCUUUGACAUUGGUUCUAGCAACAACGUCGUGAUUAAGGGCGCCAAGGUGUACAACCAGGAUGACUGCGUUGCUGUCAACUCUGGUACCCAGAUUACCUUCAGCGGGGGUACUUGCUCUGGAGGCCACGGUUUGUCGAUUGGCAGUGUUGGUGGUCGUGACGACAACACCGUUGACACUGUUACUUUUGAGGAUUCGACUGUGACCAAGUCUGACAACGGUAUCCGCAUCAAGGCCAAGUCCGGCGAGACCGGUGAAAUCAAGGGCGUGACCUACUCCGGCAUCACCCUCGAGUCCAUCAACAAGUACGGUAUCCUCAUCGAGCAAAACUACGACGGCGGCGACCUCCACGGAGACCCCACCUCGGAUCUCCCCAUCACCGGCCUGACCGUCGAGAACAUCUCCGGCUCCGGCGCCGUCGCCGAGGACGGCCACAACAUCGCCAUUGUCUGCGGUAGCUCUGGCUGCUCGGACUGGACUUGGACUGGUGUUGAGGUCUCUGGUGGCAAGGAGUAUGAUGACUGCCAGAACGUUCCCAGCGUUGCUUCUUGCUCUGCUUAGUGUAUAUAAUAUCUAGGAUAUUGUGGUGAACGGACUUUGUAAGAGUGCCUUCUUGGCUCGUUGUUAGGUGCUCCAUAGUUUAAUAAAGUCUGUCUUUCGCCUGUCAUUCUACUCUUAGCUUCCUCGCCUACAUUUCACUGCUAGCCAAUGGACUCUUCACUGUAGAACCCAAUUAAAGGGGAGCCCUAGAAUCUAGACACACCCAAAUCAACCACCGUACUAAUUUCAACCGCACUCGGCGCCCCCAACCUCUUCGUCACACUCUGAUACGUCUUCGUCUCAUACCUCACCCCCCCAUCCUCC
This is a messenger RNA of Aspergillus versicolor CBS 583.65, 1720 nucleotides long. Its product is annotated as glycoside hydrolase family 28 protein. Gene Ontology annotation, molecular function: polygalacturonase activity. NCBI's taxonomy places the organism in Eukaryota, Fungi, Ascomycota, Eurotiomycetes, Eurotiales, Aspergillaceae. The record is from RefSeq and is a predicted model, not a curated record. The coding region runs from base 275 to 1417 and encodes 380 amino acids. Gene Ontology annotation, cellular component: extracellular region. Gene Ontology annotation, biological process: pectin catabolic process. The transcript has 5 exons.